AUGCAGGCGAACAUUCGACGUGGCUACAGAGCCCCGAGCCGACGACCUAUACAAUUUUCUUUGCAUGUUGAACAACCUUCUGCGACCGGCUCAGGGAAAAAUCGACUACAAGGCACGGAUAGCCCCCAACCGCGCCUUCUAUCAGGGGAUGUGUUUGGCCCGAGGCAGAGGCCUAAAAAGCCGAUCCAACCCCGCCAAACUAAGUCCAGUCACAGCGGAAUCUUCCGUCGUCUCUGGUCAUGCUUACCAGUCAAGAACAGUCAACGUGAUAAACUGCGACAAAGGCGUACUGCGGAGAUCAUAGCACGCAGUCGGCUACGAGAGAGUCGAUUUUACUUUGGCGACAAGAGUACAGAGACCGAAGUCAAGUCUUUUGAUACGAAAGCCUGUCAAACCCUGGACUGGUAUGGACAGCCCUUCGACCGUCUGGCAGUUGGUUACACAAAUGUGAAUUCCUGUCAGCCGCAUAGGUUUAACAACCUGGACGAUGGGAACGCGAGACGAGCGAUGACCGAGAAUCCGAAGAUCGCGGUGGAAGAGGCUAGUGCGGGGAUUGGCGCACAAAGGUCGUUUUAUCGAAAUGUCAGAGCAGCGCAGCCCUCACUGCACUAUGACUAUAACGAUGUCUUUGCUGAUGAGGAUGGUUACGCUGAGGAUGAAUGCGUGGAAGGAGGUGAAGGCUAUUUUAUACAGACCCCGGCGCUGGCAGACGGGCGCCUCUACAGGAAUGCAGAUGCUCGUGGUCAGGGCUAUGAAAAUGUUGAUGAAGAUGAAGAAGGAGAGGAGGAAGAAGCGAGAGGAGAUGAAGAGGUUCAGCGUUCGGAUUUCCGUCGACUUUAUUCGCCACGUGAGUUCCAGGAUUACUUCUCAUAUGACGACCCUGCAGAAAGAUCAAACUACCUGAGGACUAGGGUCCUGAACGAAAAAAUGUUUCGUUACGACAGCUGGGGGACGCCGGCCACACAGGCGACUGUUCGUCCCGUAAACGCCGGAUUGGGACGAAGGUUUUUAACUACUGAUAAUUGUCCCCUGCCUCCGACACAGCUGUCGCCCUUCGUGUCCGACAGACAGAAGCCUAUACCUCUGACUCCAACGAAUGCAAGCUAUUGCAGCAGAGGAAAUUUGCAUUUCCCAACGGUGCAACCUAGGAACUAUCGCCAGGCUUAUGUGCCUGCAAGAAGGCUUCCCGUGCCAUCCGAGCGGUUUAAUGGAAGAUGCCUUCUCUCGCAUCGGGGGGCCUGGUAA
Molecule: messenger RNA, 1245 nt
Organism: Dibothriocephalus latus
Lineage: Eukaryota; Metazoa; Platyhelminthes; Cestoda; Diphyllobothriidea; Diphyllobothriidae
Source: the annotation of a GenBank genome assembly